CACACAUUAGAGAAACAAACAAUGAAGGUUGCUAUGUUUCAAUUCCUCCCAAUAUGUUUCCUUCUAUUGGCCUUCAACACACAACCACUACUAGGAGCUGAACCAGAACCAGUGGUUGACAAGCAAGGUGAGCCACUACGACCAGGAGUAGGGUACUAUGUGUGGCCACUAUGGGCUGAUGAUGGUGGCCUUACACUUGGCCAAACAAGGAACAAGACAUGCCCUCUUGAUGUUAUUCGUGACCCUUCAUUCAUUGGCUCGCCAGUGGCAUUUUUUGCACCAGGAUUUGAUGUUAUUCCAACUCUCACUGAUCUUACCAUUGAUUUUCGUGUGAGUACCAUUUGCAACCAGCCAACAGUGUGGAAGCUUAGUAAGGUUGGAUCAGGGUUUUGGUUCUUGAGUACCAAUGGUGACCCUCAAGAAAUCAUAAGCAAAUUCAAGAUUGAGAGGCUGGAAGGGGACCAUGCUUUUGAGAUUUAUAGCUUCAAGUUCUGUCCUAGUGUGCCUGGUGUUCUGUGUGCUCCUGUGGGAACCUUCGUGGAUGCUGAUGGAACCAAAGUUAUGGCUAUUGGUGAUAAUAUUGAAACAUACUAUGUGAGGUUCCAGAAAGUUUCCACCUAUUCUCCGGAGAAGAAACAAGCUUUCAGCAAUAUGUAGUUCGGUAGUUUUUGUUUCGAAUGUAGUUAGAUGGGUCAUAAUAAGCCAGAAAACUGCAACUCUUUUGUGGUGUGGUGUGUCCAUGUGAGAAAGAAUCAGGAGAUGUUUUCUUUUCCUGUUUCACAUGGCUAGAAAGUCUCUAUCUUUGUUCUAAGC
This is a messenger RNA of Abrus precatorius (Indian licorice), 813 nucleotides long. RefSeq names its product miraculin-like. Lineage: Eukaryota; Viridiplantae; Streptophyta; Magnoliopsida; Fabales; Fabaceae. Gene Ontology annotation, molecular function: endopeptidase inhibitor activity. The coding region runs from base 22 to 657 and encodes 211 amino acids. The record is from RefSeq and is a predicted model, not a curated record. The transcript has a single exon.